UAGUUUCAUUGUUUUAUUUCUAGUAGAUCAUCACCUGAUUUACGUCGCUUUUUUCAUCAUUUUGUUAUCUUUCGAUCAUUCAUCGAUAUUGUUCUGUGAAUAUGAUCUGAAAUAUAUUUACACAUACAUGUUUAGGGACACUAUAUAAUAUACUUAUCCUGAUUUAGUUUGUUUUCUCUUCACACUAGCAUUGUUAUUGUCUUUUCGUUGGUAGAAGACAUGGCGGAAGAUUUAUGCAGCAACGCGAUUGAAGGACUGAAAAUGCUUCUCAGUGAGAGACAUGAUCUUGCAGCUGUCGCGGCUGUGAAGGUCAAGCAACUCACGGCGGAUUUGGAGGCGACCACUUCUGUCGAGAAGAUCAAGACCGGAUUUGCUCAUUUCAAAACAGAGAAAUAUGAAAAGAACCCGAGUUUGUAUGAAGAGCUGGUGCAAGGACAAACGCCCAAGUUUAUGGUAUUUGCCUGCUCGGAUUCUCGGGUUUGUCCAUCCCACAUACUAGAUUUUCAGCCGGGUGAAGCCUUUAUGGUCCGUAACAUCGCAAACAUGGUCCCACCAUAUGACAAGACAAGGUAUUCCUGUGUAGGGGCAGCUAUUGAAUAUGCAGUAGAGCAUCUGAAGGUAGAGACUAUAUUAGUCAUUGGACACAGCCGAUGUGGUGGGAUUAAAGGCCUCAUGUCUAUCCCAGAUGACGGGACCACUUCUUCUGACUUCAUAGAGGAUUGGGUUAAAAUAUGUUCAACUGCUAGAAGCAAGGUGAAAGAAGAACACAAAGGGUUGGAUAUUACAGAACAAUGCAGCAAGUGUGAGGUGGAAGCUGUGAAUGUGUCACUUGGGAAUCUGUUGAGUUACCCUUUUGUUAAAUCAGGAGUGUUGAAUAGAACACUUAACUUAAAGGGAGGAUACUACAACUUUGUCAAUGCUACUUUUGACAUUUGGUGUCUUGAUCAUGGUGUUUCGCCCCCUCUUACCGUUUGAGUUCUUUUUUUUAUGAUCAAAUAAUAUGUGUUACAUGUUGGACAUUUAAGGAGUAGACUAGAAACCAUUUAAAUUACUUGUUUGAAUAAACUGUACUAGGAGAAAGAUAAUGUCUUUCUAUGCCUUGUAUUAAUCUGUA
Helianthus annuus (common sunflower) is the source of this 1114-nucleotide messenger RNA. RefSeq names its product carbonic anhydrase 2. The transcript has 8 exons. NCBI's taxonomy places the organism in Eukaryota, Viridiplantae, Streptophyta, Magnoliopsida, Asterales, Asteraceae. The record is from RefSeq and is a predicted model, not a curated record. Gene Ontology annotation, biological process: carbon utilization. Bases 220 to 975 code for a protein of 251 amino acids. Gene Ontology annotation, molecular function: zinc ion binding; carbonate dehydratase activity.